Messenger RNA from Ylistrum balloti, 1592 nucleotides. Its product is annotated as replication factor C subunit 4-like. The record is from RefSeq and is a predicted model, not a curated record. Gene Ontology annotation, molecular function: DNA binding; ATP hydrolysis activity; ATP binding. NCBI's taxonomy places the organism in Eukaryota, Metazoa, Mollusca, Bivalvia, Pectinida, Pectinidae. Bases 52 to 1137 code for a protein of 361 amino acids. Gene Ontology annotation, cellular component: DNA replication factor C complex; nucleus. The transcript has 11 exons. Gene Ontology annotation, biological process: DNA repair; DNA-templated DNA replication.
UUAUAUAUCGGAAGCACUGUUAUCAUAACAACUUGCAUUGUCAAGAAAAAGAUGCAUGCAUUUUUGAAAGGAGGUAGUGCUGCUUUGGAGAGAGCAAAGGAGAAGUCCACAUCUUCUAGUGGAGAUAAAGAAGAACAAUCAAAGAAAACCAAACAGGUUCCAUGGGUUGAAAAAUAUCGACCUCGAAGUGUAGAUGAUGUAGCAUACCAAGAUGAAGUUGUCGCAGUUCUGAAGAAAUCACUUCAAUGUUCUGAUCUUCCUAACCUCCUUUUCUAUGGCCCCCCUGGUACAGGUAAAACUUCCACCAUCCUUGCUGCAGCCAGAGAUUUGUUCGGGCCAGAGAUGUUUAAAAGUAGAGUUUUAGAACUGAAUGCUUCUGACGAGAGAGGAAUAGGUGUGGUUCGAGAUAAAGUAAAGAGAUUUUCUCAGCAGACUGCAAGUGGUACACGACCUGAUGGCAAACCUUGUCCACCAUUCAAAAUCGUCAUUCUGGAUGAGGCUGAUUCUAUGACUUCGCCUGCACAGGCAGCGUUACGAAGAACAAUGGAGAAGGAGACGAAGACCACACGCUUCUGUUUGAUAUGUAAUUACGUCAGUCGCAUCAUAGAGCCUAUUGCUUCAAGAUGUGCCAAAUUUCGUUUUAAACCGUUAUCAGAGGAAACACUGACAAAGAGGUUACAAGGAAUCUGUGACAAAGAAAACAUCCACUGUGAAGAAGAGGGCAUCAAGGCUUUACUGAAAACUUCUGAAGGAGAUCUGAGAAAAGCCAUCACCUACUUACAGAGUGCUUCAAGACUUAAAGCAGAGGAAAGCAUCACAGAAAUGGAUAUCAACGAAAUAGCUGGGGUUGUUCCUGAUCAGAGUUUAGAUGACCUGAUAAUACUCUGUAGCUCUGACUCUUACGAAAAAGUGGAUGCUGGAGUACAAGGUCUGAUUAAUGACGGUCAUUCUGCCUCCCAAAUCAUUACACAACUGCAUGAGAAACUGAUAGAAAAAGAGGAUCUGACAGACAAACAGAAAGCAGUCAUCUUUGAAAAGCUUGCGGUCGUGGACAAGUGUUUGAUGGACGGAGCGGACGAAUACCUUCAACUGAUGGCUUUAUAUACUAUGAUUAUGCACCAAAUCUGUCAUGGAUGACUGGAUUGAAAGCAUGUGGAAUUGAAGUGACAUCAUUGAUUCUGAGCUUUGUAAUUAAAACUACAUUGCUCUUACAUUUGUUAAUCUUAUGUGUACAAAAGAACUCAGUUUAUGUAAAGUUUAACAAAAAAAAUCUAGAAUGCUGAGAAUGGAGAACAUUGAUAAUUUCAAUAAGGACGGACUUUGUGCUUUACUGUGAUCUCUAACAUGUAUUGAUAUUCCUGGUACACUUGUAAGAGACUGAUUACUGAUCAGGUGCACUUCCUAAGGAUUCAGAAAUUACAAAUUAUUUUUCUAGUAAUAAUGAUAUCCACUGUAGGUAGGGAUUCAAAGAAUUAGGUAGGUACACGUCAUAAUGGUUACUGUAAAAUGUUUUGUUACCACAGAUCACAACAAGGUACUGUACUGUGAACACAAAUUAUGAAGAAUACCUGACAAUAAAUCAUGUUGUUAAA